Molecule: messenger RNA, 564 nt
Organism: Echinops telfairi (small Madagascar hedgehog)
Lineage: Eukaryota; Metazoa; Chordata; Mammalia; Afrosoricida; Tenrecidae
Gene: FUT1
Product: fucosyltransferase 1 (H blood group)
Exons: 3
Coding region: 1-564 (187 amino acids)
Biological process (GO): carbohydrate metabolic process
Cellular component (GO): membrane
Molecular function (GO): galactoside 2-alpha-L-fucosyltransferase activity
Source: RefSeq, a predicted model, not a curated record
AUGGCGAAUGAGCCGCCCCCCUGCACACAGGGCCUCCAGGAGGCGAGAAGCGCAGCUAACCAAGCGGCGCGGUGCAUGCAGCCUCUCCGCCUGGGCCGCGCGGGGCCCCGGCCGCGCACGUUCGUGGGGGUCCACGUGCGCCGCGGGGACUAUCUGCAGGUCAUGCCUGGGCGCUGGAGGGGGGUGGUGGGCGACCGGGCCUACUUGCAGCAGGCCACCGACUGGUUUCGGGCCCGGCACACGGCACCCAUCUUUGUGGUCACCAGCAACGACAUGGAGUGGUGCCGGGGGAACAUGGACGCCUCCCGGGGGGACGUGGUGUUCGCUGGCAACGGGCAGGAGGGCUCUCCGGCCAGGGACUUCGCUCUGCUAGCCCAGUGCAACCACACCAUUAUGACAGUCGGGACCUUUGGCUUCUGGGCCGCCUACCUGGCGGGAGGGGACACGGUCUACUUAUCCAACUUCACCCUGCCCGAUUCCAAAUUCCUGAAGAUCUUCAAGCCGCAGGCUGCCUUCCUGCCCCAGUGGGUGGGCAUCGACGCAGACCUGUCUCCACUCCAGUGA